AUGGAUGGUUUCCGCAGUGAGGAGGUGGUGAGAUUUCUUCAUCUACAGCUAUACUCAUGUUUUCAGUUAUUACAACAAGCGUGUAAAAACUGUGGACAUACCCACUUUGCUGUGAAUAGAUAUACAGCAGCAGGAGAUGUUUCAUGUCUUCGAUGUGGAACAGUAUUGGAAGAAAAUCCAAUUGUCAGUGAAGUCCAAUUCGGUGAAUCUUCCUCAGGUGCAGCUAUGGUACAUGGUGCCAUGGUUGGAGCUGAUCAAGCUAGAGCAACAUUUGGUGGACGUCAAAAUGCCAUGGAAAGUAGAGAACAAACUUUAGCUAAUGGGAAACGAAAAAUAAGAAGAAUAGCUGCUGCUUUAAGUAUUCCUGAUUAUAUCGCUGAUGCUGCUGGUGAAUGGUUUAGAUUGGCUUUGACCUUGAAUUUUGUCCAAGGAAGAAGAUCUAAUAAUGUAUUGGCGACUUGUUUAUAUGUUGCUUGUAGAAAGGAAAAGACUCAUCAUAUGUUGAUUGAUUUUAGUUCAAGAUUACAAAUUUCAGUGUUCUCGUUGGGUGCAACUUUUUUGAAAAUGGUUAAAGCUUUACAUAUUACAUCGUUGCCUUUGGCUGAUCCGUCACUUUUUAUUCAACAUUUUGCUGAGAAAUUGGAUUUUAAAGAGAAGAAUACCAAAGUGGUAAAAGAUGCAGUGAAAUUAGCACAAAGAAUGUCAGAUGAUUGGAUUCAUGAAGGUAGAAGACCUGCAGGUAUUGCAGGAGCAUGUGUAUUGUUAGCUGCAAGAAUGAAUAAUUUUAGAAGAACUCAUGCCGAAAUUGUGGCUGUUGCUCAUGUUGGUGAAGAAACUUUACAAAGAAGAUUAAAUGAAUUUAGAAAAACAAAAGCCGGUGAAUUAACUGUGAAAUCAUUUAGAGAAGUUGAAAAACUUGAAAGUUCGAAUCCACCUUCUUUUACUAAGAAUAGACAAUUAGAAAGAAAAAUUAGUAGACAAUUAGAAUUAGAAGAAAAGUUUUCGAAAUUGACUGAUAAAGAUGACGAAUUGGCGAAGUUGCCUAAAGAAGAAAAAGAAAAGCAAAUGUUAUUAAAUACCAUUUUGACUGAUAUUACUUUAACUCAAGAUGAAAUAUCAAGUGAAAUUGAUAGGAUUCUUAAAAGAAAGAAGGAAAAAUUGAAAAAUGCCCUUUAUAGAACUCCAUAUGAACAAACUGACACACGUGAAAACGAUUUAGAUAAAAUUUGGAAUCUUAAUUGGCCCAAAAACUUAGUUAAGAACUUACCCAAAACUGAAGACAUUUUGAAAAGUGUAUCAUCCGAAGUUGAAUUGAAUUCUGACGAUGACGAUGAAAUAGUAUUAGAAAGUCAAUUAACAGCCGAAGAAAAAGAAAUGAAAGAAAGAAUAUGGACUGGUCUUAAUCAUGACUUUUUAGUAGAACAAGAACGAAAAAGAUUAAAACAAGAAGCAGAUGAAUUAACUGGUAAUACUUCAGCAUCUAAUCGUCGUAAAAGAACCAGAACUACUUCCUUACCACCAGAAUUACGUGAUGCAUUCCCAGGUGUUCAAAUCCAUGAUGACGGGACUGGAAUAUCAGCUGCUCAUAGUGCUACUUCACAUAUUCAAAAAACAGCUGUUUCGAAAAAGAUUAAUUAUGAAAAUCUUCAAGGAUUAUUUAACCCUGCAAACCUAAAUUAG
Molecule: messenger RNA, 1680 nt
Organism: Hemisphaericaspora subhashii
Lineage: Eukaryota; Fungi; Ascomycota; Pichiomycetes; Serinales; Debaryomycetaceae
Gene: BRF1
Product: transcription factor TFIIIB subunit
Exons: 2
Coding region: 1-1680 (559 amino acids)
Biological process (GO): transcription by RNA polymerase III; DNA-templated transcription initiation; transcription preinitiation complex assembly
Cellular component (GO): transcription preinitiation complex; nucleus; transcription factor TFIIIB complex
Molecular function (GO): RNA polymerase III general transcription initiation factor activity; RNA polymerase III type 3 promoter sequence-specific DNA binding; TBP-class protein binding
Source: RefSeq, a predicted model, not a curated record